AUGCAAGACACUGAUGCCAGGGGGAGCUCCCCUGCUUUCCUCCGGCCUCAGAACGGGAGCAGUCACAGGUCUUCGGGGUAUGUCCCGGGGAGAAUUGCCCCUCUCCGUCCCCCGCUGCCUUCACAGAGCCAUGCUGCAGCCGAAUUUACCUCUGCGAGACAAGAAGCCCGGACAAGACUCCCAUCCUUACCAGUGGAUCAGCACCGCCGCCAGGCAGAAGCCAACAGGCAUAAAAAUACUCUCAUUUGCUUUGCCAUUUCUAGCCUUUCACUUUUUGUUGCACUGGGGAUUUUUUUGGGAAUAGCUUCAAAAUAUGCUCCAGAUGAAAAUUGUCCCGAUCAGAAUCCUCGUCUUAAAAACUGGAGCCCUGGAAAAGAUCCUGAAAAGAGAGUUUUUAUCAAAAAAGGGGAUUUGUUUCGUCUGGACUCAGACGCUACAGUACACUCUAUAGUUAUACAGGAUGGAGGAUUACUUGUUUUUGGUGAUGAUAAAGAAGGUUCUAAAAAUAUUACCUUGAGAACUCGAUUUAUCCUGAUAAAGGAUGGUGGAAUGCUUCAUGUUGGAGCAGAGAAAUGCCGCUAUAAAUCCAAAGCAACUAUUAUUUUGUAUGGGAAGUCAAACGAAGGUGCUGAUGUGCCAGAAUUUGGCAAAAAAUUUAUUGGAGUGGGCCCUGAAGGAACGCUGGAGUUGCAUGGGCACCAGAAGUUAUCAUGGACUCUUCUGUCAAAGACUAUGUAUUUCUCAGGGCUGGCUUAUGGUCAUUAUACAUUUAAAAAGAAUUUUUCCCGAGGACUAAAUGUGAGAGUAAUCGAUCAGGACACAGCAGAGAUUUUGGAAGUGCUGAAGUUUGAUACUCAUGAAUUUUCAGAAGAAAGCUUGAAGCUCCAGAACUUACUGAAAAAUGGGAGUCCUGGUCGCAUUGUUGCUAUUGCUGUAGGAGAUUCAGCUGCUAAAAAUCUACUGGAGGAAACCAGAGUUACUAUUCAAAAUCUUCUGGGAAGUAAGUUUGUCAGAGGAUUGAGUUACAGGCAAGCCUGGGCUUUUGUUGGUGUCAUAGGUGGUGGAAAUUCUUCCUGUAAUGAAUCAGUGAGAAACUAUGAAAAUCACAGCACUGGUGGGAAAGCUCUUGCUCAGAAAGAGUUUUUCACAGUUGAUGGUCAGAAGUUUGUUGUGAGAGCUUACAGCGAAUGGAACGAUGGUGUCCCAAUAUCAGGCUUCCAGGUAGAAGCUGUAGGUGGAGUGAUACUGAAUCUUCUGGAUGAUGUUAGUAGUUGGGAGCCUGGUGACCGGAUUGUGGUUGCAAGCACAGACUAUUCAAUGUAUCAGACAGAGGAAUUUACCCUCCUUCCCUGCCCAGAGUGUACCAAGCAUCAGGUUAAAGUCAAAGAAAAUCCUCAGUUUCCUCAUGUAGGAGAAGUUAUUGAUGGAGUGGACAUGAGGGCAGAAGUUGGAGUUCUUACAAGGAACAUCUUAAUCAAGGGGGAGACAGAAAACAUGUGCUAUCAUGAAAAGGAGUGUCAAUUCUUCAAUUACGAUACCUUUGGUGGACAUAUCAAGAUUUUGAAGAAUUUUACAUCUGUUCAUCUCUCUUAUGUGGAAUUGAAGCAAAUGGGCCAGCAGCAGAUUGGAAGUUACCCUGUUCACUUUCACCUUUGUGGGGAUGUGGAUGAAAAAGGAGGUUAUAGUUUUAAGACUUACCUGGAAGGUCUUUCCAUUCAUCACUGUUUUUCCAGAUGUGUGACUGUUCAUGCAACUAAUGGCUUGCUGAUAAAGGACACCAUUGGCUAUGACACACUGGGUCACUGUUUCUUCACAGAAGAUGGCAUUGAGCAGAGGAAUACUUUGUUUCACAACCUUGGGCUAGUCACGAAACCAGGCACUCUUCUUCCUACAGAUAGAAACAGCAGCAUGUGUAUUGGUAUUAGGGAUAAAGUGUAUGGGAGUUAUGUCCCAGUGCCAGCCACAGACUGCAUGGCAGUUUCGACAUUCUGGAUUUCUCAUCCCAACAAUCAUCUUAUAAAUAAUGCAGCAGCAGGUUCACAGGAUGCUGGAAUAUGGUACUUGUUCCACAGGGUUGCUACAGGAGAUUCUCAUAGUUUAGCCAUUGAAACCAAGUCAGAGCUUACACCCCUAGGAAUCUUCUACAACAACAGGGUUCAUUCUAAUUUUAAGGCUGGUUUGUUCAUUGAUAAGGGUGUUAAAACAACUAAUGCUAGCAUUGAUGAUCCCAGAGAAUAUCUUUGUUUGGACAACAAUGCAAGGUUUCGACCUCAUCAAGAUGCAGACCCUGAAAAGCCGCGAGUUGCUGCCCUGAUUGACAGAUUAAUCUCUUUCAAAAACAAUGAUCAUGGUGCCUGGGUCAGGGGAGGGGAUAUCCUCAUUCAAAACUCUGGGUUUGCAGACAAUGGAAUAGGUUUGACAUUUGCUAGUGAUGGGAGCUUCCCAAAUGAUGAAGGUGCCAGCCAGGAGGUAUCUGAGUCACUGUUCAUAGGUGAGAGCAAGAAUUAUGGGUUUCCAGGGGGCCAAAAUAAAUAUGCAGGAACUGGAGGAAUAGACAACAAGACGCGCACUCUGCCUAGAAAUCGGACGUUUCCAAUCAGAGGCUUUCAAAUUUAUGAUGGACCUAUUCACCUUACCAAGUGUACAUUCAAAAACUUUGUGCCAACUCCAGACAGAUUUACCAGUGCAGUUGGAUUCUUGAUGAAAAAUCCAUGGCAGAUGACACCAAAAAACAACAUUUCUCUUGUGAAGUUUGGUCCAAAUGUUUCUUUGAAAGCCUUCUUUGGAAAACCUGGUCCCUGGUUUGAAGAAGGAGAUCUGGAUGGUGACAAGAACUCAAUAUUCCAUGAUCUAGAUGGUUCAGUGACUGACUACAGAGAUACCUAUGUGGGCAGAAUGGAUAACUACUUGAUUCAACAUCCCAAAUGCAUUAAUAUUACAGAAUGGAAUGGAGUGGUUUGCAGUGGGACCUAUGCACAGGUUUAUGUCCAAACCUGGAAUGGACAGAAUCUUUCCAUGACUAUCAUACGAGAUGAGUACCCUGCCAAUCCCAUGCUUCUUCGAGGUAUUAAUCAGAGAGCUGUCUUUCAGCAAUACCAGCCAGUAGUGAUGCUCCAAAAGGGCUACACAAUACAUUGGAAUGGAAAAGCUCCAAAUGUCACCUAUCUUUAUCUCAUUAACUUCAACAAGAAUGACUGGAUUCGUGUUGGUCUUUGUUAUCAACCAAAUACAGAUUUUAAUAUAGUAUUGGAAACCUUUCAAAGGCGAUCAUCUGCUCUGUCAAGCAAGGUAGAGCGCUACAUGCCUGUAUCUUCAAUGAUGGAGCUUGAAAAGAAUCGAUCAGACAAGAAGUUUUACUUUGACAACAGUACUGGAUUACUGUUUUUAUUUCUCCAAGCCAAAUAUAAUAGGGAUGGUCACAGUUAUUGCUCAUCUCAGGGAUGUGAAAGGAUCAAGAUUGUGACCAAAGAUUCAACAAAAGGGAUCAGUAACUGCAUGGCAAAAGCUUACCCAAAGUACUACCAAGCACCAACCAUCAUAAAGCGAAUGCCAGUAAAAACUACUGUACCAUGUACAAAAUGCGGCACAACUCAGAUGGUAUUCACCAGUGAUCCUCACAAAAACUACCUCCUUGUGCAGAUUAAUUCAUCUGGUAAAAAAGAACUAAGCAGAGGUCAGGAAGCAUUUAUUUCUGUCAAUGACGCUAUGUUUCCCUUUAAGGAUAAUGGUAUAUGUAUUGUUGUAGUUGAUGCCUGCAUUGGCACAGUGUCGGGAAACAAAUUAUUUUCUGGAGUAGACAUUAAGCAUGUAGAUGGAUAUUUAAAAUCUGAGAUUCCACAAAGGUCUAUUGUUCUACUGAGUACAAGAGGUGAUGUAGCAAUUCCUAAUAAUUUAUCAGAAGCCUUAAUGUCCCUGGGGACAGCCAAACCGCCUUAUCUUCAGAGCAAUGGAAGCCUGGCCUUUCUGGGCUUCAGAGGAAACUUUAAGCCAUCCUGGAUUACACUGUUUACCGGUCCUGCUGGGCAUGGGCUCGUUCAGAUAGAAAAGUAUAUCCCUUUACAACUGGAAGAGUAUGGCUGUGCCAGAGCAAUCAAAAGCCGACGGAAAGACCUCGAGCUUCUGAAGAAGGCUACACAAUCUCAUUAA
Balearica regulorum gibbericeps (East African grey crowned-crane) is the source of this 4146-nucleotide messenger RNA. Lineage: Eukaryota; Metazoa; Chordata; Aves; Gruiformes; Gruidae. The record is from RefSeq and is a predicted model, not a curated record.